AUGCUGAAGUUAUCGAUCAUGUCCAUGACCGUGCUACUGUUCUUCCAGUCCAGAACGACACACGCAACAGGCGCGGUUCCUACAGCCAUGACUCCAUCCUCGACGGCCCCUCACGCUACGCAUACCGUCAAAGUAGGUCCAAAAGAAAACCCUCAUCAAUACUCGCCGCACAACAUCACCGCCGCCGUCGGCGAUGUCAUCGUCUUCGAGUUCUACCCGCGCAACCACUCCGUCGUCAAGGCGGACUUUAUGGCACCGUGUGUGCCUGCUGCAGGAGAAAUCUUCUAUUCCGGACAGUUCAAUACCUUUAAGGAAAAUAACCAUGGGCAACUGGAAGGAGAGCCCCCCACCUGGUCCCUAGUUGUGAACGAUACCGAGCCCACGUUCUUCUACUGCACAGCUGUCGACUCCUGUCUCUUCAAUGGAAUGGUCGGAGUGAUCAACCCGAACGAAACAAUGACCUGGGAAGCACAAUACGCCCAAGCACAACAAUACCCAUACAUGCUCGUCCCGGGACAAUCGCCUCCAGCCGAAGGAACAGGUUACUUGUCCUCGGGUUCCAAUGCCCACAAGAAGAGCUCUUUCGGCGGUGGCGCCAUAGCCGGUACUGUGGUUGGCGGGGUUGCCUUUGUUGCCAUCCUCGUUGUUGUUGCAAUCACGCUGUGUCGGAAUAGGGAGAGACAGGGAUCAUCCUCGCAGGUCGGACGGAUGGAGCGGACGGCUCACUGGGCUCGCUUUGGUGGUCAUGGUGAGGAAAAGAGUGAGCAGGGAUUCGCUGCAUCGUCGUCGGUCGGAGGUCAUGGCACAUUAUCGUUGAGCUCAGGCGCCUCUCCGCCUGCUGUCUCGCCUCCUCUGCAGAAUGUUGGAUCUUCGAACUGGGAAUCUGCAAUGAAGCAGCAGCCGCCGCAAGAGAUCCGUCAACCAAGUGAAUUGGAGGCUACGAAUGUUGUUGGUGGGACACCAGGAGGGAUGUACUACGGAUGGAGGUGA
Messenger RNA from Aspergillus fumigatus Af293, 990 nucleotides. RefSeq names its product extracellular serine-rich protein. NCBI's taxonomy places the organism in Eukaryota, Fungi, Ascomycota, Eurotiomycetes, Eurotiales, Aspergillaceae. The transcript has 4 exons. Bases 1 to 990 code for a protein of 329 amino acids. The record is from RefSeq and is a predicted model, not a curated record.